CACAAUAGUAAGAACGAGGAUAUUCUCACUUCUCAGUAUGCCUUCUUUCUUUCUAUCUUCUUCUUCUUCUAUUCAGCAUUCUCUCUUCUGGGUUUUGAUAUGUCACUCUUGUCUCAGUGAAAGAUCAUAGUUUUCCUGGACUGUUAAUGUCACUUCAUCCAUAGAUAUCAAGUAAAUGGAAACUGAAGCUUUCUUCCUCUGGUUUAGCUCAGCGUGCGCGGUUAUUACUUCUGAGUCUUGUUCUUUACUGUUGAGCUUCUUAAAGGUUCAGGGAGAUUUUUCUUGUUUGCUUAUGGGUAUUCUUGCAUGUCAUGUUGAGCCGAAUAUAAAUGAGUCUUUGCUCGAGGUAGUCAUUUUGUUUUGGGAAUUGUGAAGUUUGGCAAAUGUUUGUUGAAAGUAACAUGCGAAUAUUAUGCACCUGGAUGUCUUAAUUAUUUGAGUUGGAGGUCUGGUGAACGUGAAAGGAGACCAUGUCAAUCAAUGAAGGUAAAAUUUGUACUUUUCUUGGUGGACUGAUAUAGAGGACGGACUCAUUGGUGCUUCUAACCAGGAAGAUGAUGACAGUAGGGUUGGCAAAUCAGUAGUCUUUUGAAUUUACAUUUCAUUAAAACCCAUCCAAGGUUCUUGUCAGAACUCAGUACCUGAACUGAUAGAUUUUUGCAAAUUAUGUUAAUAUGACAUCAAUUAGAAUGGGGUCCUGAAUAAGAAUCUUGCUAAUUAAUAGUUUUAGUUAGAUGAGCAUCACAUAAAUUAUUUUCAUUCUCAGAAUGACAUGUCGAAUUGGAUGGUUUAGGAGUAUAGUUUCACUCAAUUAUUUUUGUAAUUGAUAUGAUAACUGUAUUAGUUAUGGCAGUCUAGCAGUGGCACAUGAUGUGGGCCAAAGGUAAAGGCAGCAAAAAUAGAGAAGAGUUUUAAGAUGUACGACAUGGGUGAGGAACAGAUCUGAAAAAUAUCUGGAGAAAUAGCCCAUACUAACCACUAAUCAUUCACUUUCAUUUCAAGAACCGUCUUCUAAAUACUCAUCAAAAGAUAAUUCUGCCGACAGUUCAUUCUCACUGAGUUAUUCCAUGAACAUGCUUUUCACCAUAUCAGAGUAAGAAGGAUGCACAGUAGAAGUAAUUUAUUGGAUUUUUUUGAAAGUUUCUUCGAAGCGUUACUGAUAAUAAUAGGAUUGUUUUGGAGGUUUUAUUUAAACCUGGACUCAUUUGUGAAAGAAUUUUGCUGCAUUGAAACUGGAAUUUGAAACCCUGUUAGUAAGAACAACCGCUCUGAACAGCUGAAUCUUUCUGACUAACUGGGCUGCCAUAGGUGGAUCUUCUGAUAAAUUUGCUUCACCAUUGAGAAAGCCUUCUGCCAUUUUGAAGAUCGGUUCCAUUUCCCUUUCAUAAUAUGUUCAUCAAGAAGAUUCAUUGACGAUUAUACAAAAAAUUCACACUACCUAAUGAAUGAUGAGAUGCCUCUUGGAUGGCCACUUGGGCUCAGCUUUCUGUACACGAGGCUUAGAGUUGCAGAAUCACUACCAGUUGCUCCAGUGGGGUCAUACUCAUUGCACGUACCAUCUUCCAGCUUCUCCUCUUUCUCAUCCUCCAACCUUGAUACAGAGUCAUCUGCAUCUUUCUUCCAAGACAGUAGUGUAUCCCUGGGGAGGCUAAUCGGCAUUAGAGCUGGUGAAAGAAGAGGGCAUUUGUACUUCCCAAACGCUUUAAAUUUUGAAGAAGGUGAGAUGAAUAAUAAGUCACUGGCAAAAGACGGCUCUAAAGUACAUGAACAAGUGGAUAUGUCUCGAGGCAAUAUUUGUAUACCCAUUCUACUUGAUGCACUUCUGCUCAAGACCAGCAGAGCUAAGAGGAGUUCAAGGAAAUAAGCGUUAUUAUUGAUGGUGAGGAAAAUAACAUGUAACACACCGUGUCACUUCAGUGCAGAUUCUCAAUUCUGUUGUUGCUGUCAGAAUUCAAAAAUGGGUUUCGGUCAAUUUUUCUUGAAUUCACCAUUUUAACUUUUGCCAGGAUCCUUAUUGUAACUUUGUUCUGUUUCAUAUUAUGAGCACAUAAUAAAAGGAUGCGAAAUCCUCUAGAGUUCUGGAGGUGUUGAAUCUUGCAGAAA
Messenger RNA from Prosopis cineraria, 2103 nucleotides. RefSeq lists its product as uncharacterized. The record is from RefSeq and is a predicted model, not a curated record. The coding region runs from base 1442 to 1864 and encodes 140 amino acids. The transcript has 3 exons. Lineage: Eukaryota; Viridiplantae; Streptophyta; Magnoliopsida; Fabales; Fabaceae.